GAGGACUGCAUAUCUUCCAGAAACCUCAGCCGGACCGCACAUCCACGAAACCCAGAGGAAAGUAAAAAUGACAGACAUUUGGUAUGAUCCAUCUAUUCAAGAACCCAGUAAAGAAGAUUGAUUGAGAGGCUUAAUUGUUAUUGAGUAAGAUGCGCACCCGGCUGAACACACACGUUUUCAAAGGCAAUCAGACAUACGCACCAAUGGAUGAGCAAGACUAUCCACACUUACUAGGCUAAAUAUUUGGUUCUGUAUCUCUUUAUUGAAAUCACAUUGUAAACUGAGAACUUGAAUGAAAAUUAUUUUUUCAACAUCUGGACGUAAAAAUGGGCUGUUCCCCAUCCAAGGGUCAGCUCUUCCCAGAGGUAGCAGAGGGGAUCCACAAGGCUCUGCUGCCAGGACCACCAAAGUUGGGUGACAUCAAGCCUGUUGAGGGAGAAAACCAAGAUAUUGACGAUAUGGAUAUUGACAAAGAAUUAGAGGAACUCUCAUUAUCAGAGGGGAAUCCUAUUGCCCCUCUGGGCAAAGUGGCUGACAUGGCCCCCAACACAGCCAUUGUGUCAAACCCAGGGACCGUCUCUGAAACAGAGGUCAAAAUGACGUCACAGGUGAGAGACAUACAGAGUGAGGAAUUACCGGAGAAGCAGGUGAAAAAGGUAGCGAAGCGAAGGAAAAAUAAGGGCGUCAAACAGGGUCGUCGAAAAGAAAAGGAGGUAAAUACCUCCAUCAUCCAGGAGAAGGUGGACCUCCCCAUGCACAUGGCGAGAGCUCACCAGGCUGCCUACGAAUACCUGAACCCCAACAUCUUCAAGUGUGAGACCCUGCUGGAGCUGCUGGACCAGGCCGCCCAGACCCAGCUCUCCCUGCAGCCCAUGAUGACAGCCAUCGUAAUGCGCUUCGAGGAGGUCAACCAGGCCCUGGAGGAGAUGGCUGAGGAGGGCGAGCUGAUGCUGAAAGAGCAUAGCAACCACAUGGCCUGGCCCUCCGAGACAAGGGCCCCAGCUCCCAUCCCUGCCAAGCCCAGUGCUGACCUAUCAGAACCCCCUCCAGACCUGCUGCAGCAGCUGCUCCAGCAUUCCACUGAAAAGUUAAAGCUGGUGGGGAGCUCGGUCCAAGGCCUGGGAGACACUGCUCUGGAAGAGGCGGCAGACUACUUUGCCUCGCUAUCUAAACUACUGGGCGAGAAGCUGCAGGCCAAGCGAGCGGUAGACGAGCGUCUGAGCCAGGUGCUGGCACGUGUGGAGGCAGCCGCCAAGUGCAACCUUGAUGACUUGUCCCUUCACAGCGAGGACAGCGGCAUUGGGGGAGAGAACGAGUCGCUGACGGGAUCAGAGCGCCACCGUUGCCAACGCCCCACACUCCCAAGUCAUUCACCUGACCAGGUAUGCCUUAAUAAAGGUGAGGAGGAGGAAGAAAAUGAGGAAGAUGAUGAUGAUGAAGACGAGGAGGAUGAAGAGGAAGAGAGGUCAUGGAGGGUGCGGUCCAACUCUUCCUUGCCAGACCCCAUUCAGACCCCCAAGCGCAGUGAGAGGCAGCCACCCAAACGACCCCAGACCACUGCCCCCUUGGGCAGGCCGGUGAGACCACCACACUCACAGUCCAUAGAAUCUUUCCAUGUUCAGGAGCUGCAACAGAAAGACCUGGACCAGCAGAUGGGAGACGACACUCUGAGAAGACACUCAUCAGAAGGGAGGAAGGUUUCUAGAUUUAAACUCGAAGGGUCCGCGAAGGCAAACCAAGCACCAAGUUCUCUACCAGCAAUAGCACCACAACCCCCUGGCCGCAACUCUGUCAAAAGACUCAUAAACACAUUCAGUGGUGGGAUGGACAGUAGACCAGGACAAAGUCUCACUAGUGCACACCUUAGGGGGUCUAGGAGGAGUGGAUCUCCCAUCUUACCCGACCUUGGAAGUGGAGAGGACAUUGUCAUUACCAACAACAAUAAUAACAGCUGGCCAGUGGAAGGCAGGGAGGACCUAGAUGUGGACAACCUGCCCCCACCUCCCCCUGAGGUCCUGAUGGACAACUCCUAUGAGAGCAACGAGGAGAACCCGGGUGAUGAGGACGGGGAAGAGGAGGACGUCGACAGGAGGGGCCACCCUGUGCCACACCAAAGGAGCACCGCCUCUCAGCGCCUGAGGGCCUCGUUGCAGAGCAUGACAUUGUUGCCCAACCGUGGCAGUGUCGAACCAAUCAGGCAGGAUGCCGUGGCGGGUGGAGAUCAGCAGCCAGCCUCUGAGGUCAACCAAAAGACUGUGCAGGCCUCCUCGCUCUACCGCCAGGCCUGCAAGAUCAUCCACCUGCGCAAUGAAGCUGAAUCCCCUCCUACGAGACCUGAUCAGGGUGUCCGAGGACCCCUUAGAGUUGGGGUGAGCCUCAGGCAAAGAAGCAGCAACCACUAUGAGGGGGAGUAUUACCCCACCAGCAUGCCACCAACCGUCCCAUCAGUCUCCAGAGUUCGCCUACCACCCUCUUGUCCCUCUACGCACCACAGACUACCAAGCCCCCCUGCUUUCGCACAGCCUAAUCCACCCUCACGUCCAUCCUCUCCCCGGGUCCUGAGAUGGAGCACGGAGAACAGUGGUGAAGAAGGCAUGUCGCCGUCAGUGUCCUUCAAUGAUGCCCGAUCGGUGUUCUGUCAAAAUAGCCAAUCGAACUCCCAGAUUUGGACCCCCUCCUGUAGCUCUACACUACCCAGGCCCUAUGGUGAGCUCUCCCGGGGAAGGGUGUCCACACGAAGGUCCCAGACUGUCAGUAGGCGCAGCCAGUCUGACCAGAGACCCAGCCUGACGACUCAACGGGAGGAGUCCCUUAUCCCAGGCACACCACAGGCCCGGACACGAGGAAGUGAGCCAAAUAUCACCAAUAACAGUGAAAGGAUGGUCAAUGGUCUUGUGAUGGAAGGGGAGAACCAAUCAGAUCCAAGUGAUGUUGCUCCAACUGACUUGGACACUGAGCAGUAGUGAAUGGCAGCCUGCCAGGGUAGAAUCUACCGAGCUAAUUAGAAGGUGAGGACUGAGCAUAGAAACGUUAGAACGUUAUUCCAACAACAAUAACAUUUACAAAAUAAAUAAAAAUAUAUUCUAAUUAGGAUUAGUUGAUUUGUUGAAGAUUAAUAAUGAGUAUACUUUGCAAUCUGUCAAUACAUUUCUGAAAAUGUUUUAUAAUGAUUGACUAUGACUAAUUAUAUAUUGGUGAAUUGGUAAAAUUAUUAGUUUCUUGUUCAUGUCAUACUGUUUAUGAAUUAGCAUUUUGUGUCUGAACUGUUGGCAUUUUUGUUAUACAGUAACUACAGUGUUUGUUUGCAAAUGUUGCUUUAUUAUUAUUAUUCUACACCCUCCUGUAGCUCAGUUGGUAGAGCAUGGUGCUUGCAACA
Messenger RNA from Coregonus clupeaformis (lake whitefish), 3376 nucleotides. RefSeq names its product photoreceptor cilium actin regulator-like. Bases 327 to 2963 code for a protein of 878 amino acids. The record is from RefSeq and is a predicted model, not a curated record. The transcript is spliced from 2 exons. Lineage: Eukaryota; Metazoa; Chordata; Actinopteri; Salmoniformes; Salmonidae.